GGAGUAACAGUCGGGAAGCGGGGCAGCGCUCGAGUCGCCCGGGGGCCGCAGCGAGUCUCUCCCCAGCCGAAGAAGCGGAUCCCGGAGGGCCCUGAAGGGGGAGAUGGAAGCGCAGGCGGAGGAAGGUCUGUUGGAAAAGCAAGUAUUACAUGAAGUAGAUGAAGACAUGGUCACUGAUGUUGAUUUUACCAACAUGAUUUCUGAAGAAGAGCAAGAAGAAUUAAAAGCUGAACUUGUCAAGCUUGAAGAUGAAAUUGCAACUUUGCGACAAGUGUUGGCAGCAAAAGAGAAGCAUCUUGUGGAAAUAAAACAAAAGCUUGGCAUUAAUCUGAUGAAUGAACUGAAACAGAACUUCAGCAAGGGCUGGCAUGAUGUGCAAACUACAACUGCAUACAAGAAGACACAAGAGACUCUGAGUCAAGCAGGUCAAAAGGCAACAGCAGCUUUCAGCAACGUCGGAACAGUCAUCAGCAAGAAGUUUGGAGAUAUGAGGUCACAUUCACUUGGUUACUCUAUUCGCCAUUCCAUAAGUAUGCCUGCUAUGAGGAAUUCUCCUACAUUCAAAUCCUUUGAAGAAAAGGUUGAGACCACUGUCACAAGCCUUAAGACAAAAGUUGGAGGUGCGAGCCAUACUGGAGGAAGUUUUGAGGAGGUUCUCAAUUCUGCUGCCCAUGCCAGUGCUCAGAGUUCCACUGUGAGCACUCGACUCCCAGAAACAGAAGAAGAGCUUCAAUGCUAGACUGCAGGGAUGCUAAUUAUUCUCUCCAUCCCAUGUUUCGGGUCCAAUUCAUACGUGGAGCCCUGUUUAUUUUUGCUUCAGGAUUGAGUAUGACUGUAUGCUGAAACAUUAGCGUAAAGCAGGCAGUACCCAGAGUGAACCACAGUGAUUCUUGUGAUAUGCCAGAAAUGAUCGCUAUUUGUUGCCAUAUACUAUCCAGUUAACUCUAAGUACUUUUUUAUGUGGCCACUUGCCUACAUACAUGAUUGCAUGGGGUGGGGGGAGUGAGUCCUAUUCUGGGGGAACAAGCUUGGAGUCUCAACUUCAUAAAUGCUUUUACACAUCCAGCUUCUAUAAGAAAGUUGCGUCACUUUUGAAAAUGGCUUCUACCAAUGUUGUACUCUUAGAGAUUUGUCUAUAUGUGUAUAUAUGUUAUAUACUGAACUUUUGAACAUUCUGUUCAAAUAAUAUAUUGCUUAAAUAUUCACUUUUCAAA
Lacerta agilis (Sand lizard) is the source of this 1214-nucleotide messenger RNA. RefSeq names its product TPD52 like 1 (gene TPD52L1). The transcript has 8 exons. The record is from RefSeq and is a predicted model, not a curated record. The coding region runs from base 104 to 739 and encodes 211 amino acids. Lineage: Eukaryota; Metazoa; Chordata; Lepidosauria; Squamata; Lacertidae. Gene Ontology annotation, biological process: positive regulation of apoptotic signaling pathway; positive regulation of MAP kinase activity. Gene Ontology annotation, cellular component: cytoplasm.